Bemisia tabaci is the source of this 3022-nucleotide messenger RNA. RefSeq names its product arylsulfatase B. The record is from RefSeq and is a predicted model, not a curated record. Lineage: Eukaryota; Metazoa; Arthropoda; Insecta; Hemiptera; Aleyrodidae. Gene Ontology annotation, molecular function: sulfuric ester hydrolase activity.
GCGACCUACUAACACGCGCCACGAGCGCCUCCUGUCAGGCUCGACGUAGUUCCACCCCAUCGGAAGACGUCUCCGAAGACCCUAGAAAAUUCAAGUGAAAAUUUCUCGAGCCUAAGUAUUUUUCCGAGUCAAAUUCAAAAUUGGUCAUCGGAAUAUUUGCGGCAACGUCCACAAUCCCGAGUGAAAAUUCCACGAGCGAAAAUUGAAUUUCGAGUCAAAUUCAAGUUCGGUCAUCGAGAACCAUUCGUGGCAGCACCUAUCGGCAAACUCGAUGGAAAAUUCGAUGAAAGAGAAUCAAUUUCCGGAUAGAAAUCAUUUUAGUCACCGAUAAAUCAUUUGGUAGAUUAUUGAUUAUAUCGAGAAUAUUUAUUUCAAUAUUAUUUUCAAGUGAAAUCAAGUUUGGUUAAUACAUUUUCAACCAUAUUUAGCAAGCUAUAGUUUCAUUUUUCGUGCGUGGAUUGCUUUGAAAUUACCGAUGAAAUUCCGUGCGUAUAUUUUUGGCGGUUGGUGCGAUAAGUUUCAAUUUCAUUCAAGCAAGAGAAAUAUCUACUUUUCCGAGAUUUUCCACCCAAAAAAGGAAUAAUUCUUUUCGAAAUCGUUUCUCAAAAGAAGAUGGAUCUUUAAAUUUUGUCAGCAAAUUACUUCGACGGAGAUUUGGAGAUUUUUCUUUCAUGUAUGAUUUACAUAAACGGGCGCAGCGAAAAGAAUAAUCGUAUCAGUAAACGUAGACCAUUGUCAUGAAAUAAAUUUCAACUAAAAACCCCACCUAUAGCGUUGCCCACACCAUGACUCAACGCUUGCGUGAACUGGUCGUAAUGCUUAAAAAAACCGGGACACAUAAUUUUUUUCUACUUACAUGAAAUUAGAAAGCGAGCAUCAAUCCACAUGUAAAAAAGUUUAGUGUCGCCUGUCAAUCUGAAUCGCUGAUGUCUGUGUCGGCCCUGAAUAAGCGCAAAUUGCAAUAAAGCAACUUUGACGGAAACAGGGUUUCAGCGAGCGCAACUAACACUCCCAGUCAUAAAUGUCACGCAAAUUGUACACUAACGCAAGUUCGAGUAUGAAAUCAUCGGCUCAUAGUUCGAAGUGCAUAAAGCUGCGAAGAAAACGAUAGUGCCUCUUCCGAGUGUGAUAUUUUCGAAAAUUACCCGCCAAAAGGCGAAAUUUGCCGGUGCAAAGUUUUGAAGUUAUUAAUUUCGUAGUGUGUCAAAGCGAAAUAAGCUUUUGUGAUACAUUUUCCCUCAAGAUGAUUCAACGGCUGUUUCUUCAUUUGAGUGUCUUCCUCGUGUCCCUGAUGAAAAGCAACGCGGCAAGACCACAUAUCAUUUUCAUAUUGGCUGAUGACAUGGGCUGGAACGACGUAAGUUUUCACGGCUCGGAUCAAAUCCCAACGCCAAAUAUAGACGCUCUCGCUUACAACGGAGUUAUCUUGAACAACCUGUACGCUAUGCCCACGUGUACACCGUCUAGGGCGGCUCUGAUGACCGGGAAACAUCCAAUUCAUACAGGUAUGCAAGGAUCGCCCAUUUUUGCGGCAGAACCAACAGGGCUACCCCUGAACGAGAAACUCCUGCCUCAGUACCUGAAAGACCUGGGAUAUACAACAAGGAUGAUCGGCAAAUGGCACUUGGGUUACUAUCGGCAACCAUACAUUCCACUCAAUCGAGGCUUUGAUUCCCACUUUGGAUAUUACAACGGACUCAUGGGAUACUACAACCAUAUCAUUCAAGAUUCGUACCCGGGCCUUGGCGAGUUCAGCGGUCGUGACCUGCGAGAUAACCGGACGAUUCGGGCGGAUUUGAGCGGGCGGUACGCGACGGACCUGUUCACCGAGGAAGCGGAGCGGCUCAUCAGUGAACACUCGCCGGACCAACCGCUGUUCCUAUACAUGGCUCACCUAGCUGUUCACGCGGGGAACAAGGGGGCCGCACUGGAGGCCCCCCAGGAGACCAUCGCAAAGUUCCAGCACAUCACCGAGCCUAAUCGACAGAUUUACGCAGCCAUGGUAUCAAAACUGGACGAGUCGGUUGGCAGGGUUGUGGCAGCCUUGGGGCGGAAACGUAUGCUUGAGAACUCGAUUAUUGUCUUCAUGUCAGACAACGGAGCUCCAUCGCCGGACAUCCGAGGAGAGGGUGCCGAUUACGUCAAUUGGGGGUCAAACUACCCCUUCCGCGGGGUGAAGAACACACUGUGGAAUGGCGGAGUGCGAAGUGCAAGUUUCAUUUGGUCCCCACGGCUCCAACAAAGUCCUAGAGUAUGCAAUCAGCUGAUGCAUAUAACUGAUUGGUUGCCGACUCUUAUCAGUGCAGCAGAGGGGGAUCCAACUCAGUUGCCCAAAGAUUUGGACGGAAUUGAUCAAUGGGUCUCGCUUUUGUACGGAAUACCGUCUUCGAGAAAGUACCUUCUCAUAAAUAUUGACGAGAGAAGGAGAUUCGCUGCCAUUGUCAAGGAUUCUUGGAAGCUCACGAUUGGGACAUUCCUAAACGGGACGAAAGACGGCUUCUACGGGGACCAGUCCAAGUACCCGGGUCCGGCGUACCGACCCGCCGUCGUCCGGGAGUCCCUGGCUCACCAAGCGCUCUCGGCGAUGUCGCAAACCUACUCGCUGAGCCUCUCCGACGAGGAGCGGAUGCUGUCCAUGCGCCAGGAGGCCACUGUCCGGUGUCCAGGGGCCCGAUCCGAUCGAACCCCGUGUCCCGAGGGCCCGUGCCUCUUCAACCUGGAGACGGACCCCUGCGAGACCAACAACCUGGCCGUCAGCUACAUCAACAUCGCUAGUCAUCUCUUCGAAGUGCUCAAGUACUAUAAGCUGGGGCUCGUUUCGCAGAUCAACCGGCCGCCGGACCCGCUCAACGCCAAUCCGGCCAAGUUCAACAACACCUGGCAGUCCUGGGUUCUGUGAGAAUUGCGACGAUGGAAACAAGCAAUUUGGUCGUACGAACCGAAAGGUAUGCCGCAAUCACACGCUGAAUGUGGGAGCUGAAUGAGGCUUGAAUGUGGAAGUCAUCGGCCCGAUGCCUGAAUU